AUGCCAAACCGGACGUCAGUCACCGAAUUCAUCUUGAUUGGGGUGUCAGAUGCCCGCGAUUUCUACGGGUCCCUCUUUGGCCUCUUUCUGCUUUUGUACAUAGUGAACAUCUCCGGAAAUUUAGUGGUAGCAGCGGUGACCCUCUGGGACCCGCGUCUCCAGACACCCAUGUACUUCUUCAUCGGCAACCUGGCUUUCAUCGACAUCUUCUACUUCUCCACCACCGUGCCCAAGAUGUUCAUGGGACUGGUGUCCCACAGCAAUCGCAUCCCCUAUGCUGGCUGCAUCGCCCAGAUGUUCUUCUUCCAUUUUCUGGGCUGCACCGAAGCCAUGCUCUUGGCCAUCAUGGGCUAUGAUCGCUACCUGGCCAUCUGCCAACCGCUCCGCUACCCUGUCCUCAUGAGCCGCCAGCUGCGCUGGACCUUAGCUGCUGCGGUGUGGACGGCCGGCUUCUUCCACUCGCUCGCCCAUGCCGUCAUGAUGUCCCGCCUCUCCUUCUGCCGAGACAACCAGGUGGCUCACUUCUUCUGCGACAUUUCGCCGCUCCUGGCCCUCUCCUGCUCAGAUACGAGGAUCAACCAGGCCUUGCUAGCGGGGGUGACCGGCUCCAUUAUCAUGGGCUGCUUCGCCUUAACCUUGAUCUCCUAUGGUCUCAUCCUACGGGCCGUGGUGGCCAUGCGCUCGGCAGAAGGCCUCCGGCGUACCUUUUCUACUUGCGGGGCCCACCUCACUGUGGUGGCCCUCCAUUAUGGCUGCGCGGGGGCCAUGUACCUGCGCCCCCAUUCGGAAAGCUCACUAGAAACCGACAGAGCUGUGACCGUGCUUUACACAGCGGUCACACCUGUUCUGAACCCACUGAUUUAUACCCUGCGCAAUAAGGAAGUCAAGGCAGCCCUGCGAAGGGCCGUCAGCCAGAAUGUGUGCAGUCAGAGAAGGUAA
Molecule: messenger RNA, 939 nt
Organism: Euleptes europaea (tarantolino)
Lineage: Eukaryota; Metazoa; Chordata; Lepidosauria; Squamata; Sphaerodactylidae
Product: olfactory receptor 12D1-like
Exons: 1
Coding region: 1-939 (312 amino acids)
Biological process (GO): G protein-coupled receptor signaling pathway
Cellular component (GO): membrane
Molecular function (GO): olfactory receptor activity; G protein-coupled receptor activity
Source: RefSeq, a predicted model, not a curated record